AAAGUUGGAAUGCUCAUUUUGUAGAAAUGUUGUAAAUAUGGCGCACGUGUCUGAGUCGGUGUUACCACACAAACUAUCCCUGAUUAAUCAUCCUAUGGCAGUUUGGUGCCGAAGUUUUCUGAAAACAGUCACAUACCACAGAAGAUUCAUUAUUAAAACAACAGUUAACUUUACGUACAUAAGGAGGAUGUCGGGCGAUACAAAGAGUUUGAAGAUUGGUACCCACAAUGGGACAUUCCACUGCGAUGAAGUGCUGGCCUGCUUCAUGCUCAAGCAACUGCCACAGUACAAAGACUCGGAGAUUGUCAGGAGUCGUGACCAGGCAAUAUUGGACACAUGUGACAUUGUGGUCGAUGUGGGAGGAGUGUACGACCCCAAGAAACACAGAUAUGACCAUCAUCAAAGGAGCUUUAAUGAGUCGAUGUCAAGCCUGUGUGAUGGGAAGGCGUGGGUGACCAAGCUGAGCAGUGCUGGGCUCGUGUACCUGCACUUUGGGCGUCGUCUGCUUGCCCAGAUCUUUGAGCUUACCGCUGAAGACCCUAUUGUUGAAACGGUGUAUGACCUGAUGUACGAGGGCUUCAUCGAGGAGAUUGAUGGUGUUGACAAUGGAGUCAAUCAGUAUGAUGGUGAACCAAGGUACAAGGUGACGACCACACUAAGCAGUCGGGUAAGGAAUCUCAACCCGGCCUGGAAUGAAACAAGUUUUGAUGAACAGGGUCAGUUUAUGAAGGCCAUGGAGAUGGUAGGGAGUGUGUUUCUGGACCGGGUUCUCUUCUACAAGAACUCCUGGCUACCGGCCCGAAGUCUCGUUGAGGAGGCACUCAAUAACAGGCACAAGGUUGACGAGAGUGGUGAGAUAGUGUGUCUAUCUGCGGGUGGCUGUCCAUGGAAGGAGCACCUGUUCCAGCUGGAGAAGUCCCUCGAUGUUUCCCCGACCAUUAAGUACAUGUUGUACACUGACACAGCCGGCAAGUGGCGUAUACAGUGUGUCCCAGUACGACCAGACAGCUUUUCUAACAGACUGUCAUUGCCAAGUGAUUGGCAGGGCCUGCGAGAUGAUGAACUGAUCAAGAAGAGUGGCAUUCCGGGCUGCAUCUUCGUACACGCUAACGGCUUCAUUGGGGGAAACCAGACGUACGAAGGCGUUCUAGCAAUGGCUAAAUACAGCCUUAAACAACAGAUCACAUGAGCGAGAUAUCACAGCGACACUGUUAACAAUGUUGGGGACAUGUUUUCAUACAGGAUCAGCAAAAUCAGCUUAGUUUAACAAACUUUUUGACAAAAAAGACCUGUAAUUUCAAAGUGUUAAGAGAACAGUUACUAGAUGGUACCCUAAGAAAUCAAAGAAUCAUGUGGAAAUUAUUUGGCGCCACUUUCGGCAAUCAAGUUACAGACUGAUUUCCAAGCUGUUUACCAGUUAAAGUUUUCUUAGCUAAGUACAAUUAUGUAUAGUCAAAUGAUACUAUUAUCUAAAUGUUUGUCUAUUUCCCAAUAAAAAUGAACACUGUUA
This is a messenger RNA of Mya arenaria, 1510 nucleotides long. RefSeq names its product MYG1 exonuclease-like. Lineage: Eukaryota; Metazoa; Mollusca; Bivalvia; Myida; Myidae. The record is from RefSeq and is a predicted model, not a curated record. The coding region runs from base 38 to 1189 and encodes 383 amino acids. The transcript has 8 exons. Gene Ontology annotation, cellular component: nucleus; cytoplasm.